Capra hircus (goat) is the source of this 2120-nucleotide messenger RNA. Its product is annotated as lymphoid-restricted membrane protein. Gene Ontology annotation, cellular component: endoplasmic reticulum membrane. The coding region runs from base 6 to 2120 and encodes 704 amino acids. Lineage: Eukaryota; Metazoa; Chordata; Mammalia; Artiodactyla; Bovidae. The transcript is spliced from 16 exons. The record is from RefSeq and is a predicted model, not a curated record.
CAGCAAUGGCCUCUGCGAAGAAGGUAGCUGAGAAGCGGCAUAACCCCGUGGAAAGCAUCUGUAGAAAACUGCGAGCCAUCCAAAAGAGAGAAGACGUUUCUGAUCCCAUCCGACAGAUUACCAAAUACCAGUCUAGCAGUUUUGACAGCCCACAGACUAACCCCAAGAAGGAUUUUGAAGGGGUACUGAAGAAAAUGAUGGCUGCUCACCUCCGUCUGCCCGACACGCUCUUCUUGAGUCCUGAGAAAGAUGGCAGCUUCGCUUCACAGUCUCAGAUAGUGUCUCCAAGAACCCCGUCCGUUUCUCAUCUCAGCUCUCCUGAGAAUGCAACAUGCUCGCUUAUGCUCACAAGUUCUGAAAAUAUCUCAAGGCCAAGAUCACAGAGCUCCCAAAAUGACACAUCUCUGAUACCGCAGAUCAUGAAAAGGGAGCUCUUUGCUAAUAAGGAUUUGACUAACUAUUGUAGUGGAAAUGAUUUUAGUACCUUAGCACUUGAUUUUGAUUCCCCCUCUGAUCAGAGCUCUACUCCUCAGGAUUCCGUGGUGAAAAAAUUAUCUCCAAAUGAAGAGGGGUGGAAACAAGGAACUGAUGAUGGUAAGGAAGAUGUAACCGCUAGCAACAGCAGGACCUAUGAAGAAGAGUUGCUUAGGAGUAUUUUUAAUAUAUGUGACUCCAAACGCAGAGGUUUAGUCAGAAUCACCAAAAUAAUAGAUUAUCUGAGACAGACAACUAGUCAAGGUUCUGAAGAUGAUGGCCUUGAGGAGCUAUGGAUCAUGCUUGAUCCUGAAAAGAGAGAUGUACAUGUGAACCUGGAAACCUUCCAGGCCACUGUGAAGGAAUGGAUGAUGGCUCACUGCAGAAACAAAUGGGAAGGAGAGAAUAGUGGAUCAAGCAGCAGAAUGGUUGACUCUGCUUUUGAACAGGACAGUAUAAAAUCAUGUGAAGCAAUUAAGAUGGCCACAGAUAUAACAAAUUCUUCAUCAUGGAACUUCAAGGGGUUGGGUGGAGACUUGCCUAAAGGAGUCUUAGAGAUACCUGAUUUGAUUACCUAUAUAGCAGACCUGCAUUUCAACAAGCAGAAAUUGGAAGACGAAAAUAAUAAAUUGAAAUUGGCAUUAGAAAACUUGGAAGAAGCAAACAGAGAGUUAUCAGAGGACUGUACUGAACUGCGCCUUCGGGUAAAAAGUGCCCACCAGGCUAUUAUGAGAACAAACCUGUUAAAAGAAGAACUGGAGGAACUGAAAAUUAGUAUGAAUGCUUCAGAAGAGCAGAAGACCAUGAUUGUAGCCCAGAACAAACAAUUAGAGACAGAAAACCGGGCUCUGAUUCUUAAGAUUCGGAUUCUCCAAGAAGAGAAUGCUAAGAACAUUAUGGAUAUAUAUAAAUUGGAAGAGAAGAUUGAGGACUUGUCUAAAACUGAGAAAGAGCACCAAAUGCAGUUACACAUAUAUGAAAACACUUUGCUUAAUAAAGAUGCAAGUUUACAGAAGAAGGAUGUAAGUAUAGAAGAGCUUAAGUCAACGAUCCUAGAAUAUGGAAGCAUUAUUGAGAACUUACGAGGGGAGAAAAACAAGCUGGCUCUAGAGUUACAGCACUUACAACAGGAAUUCAUGAUAAAUGGAAUGCAGUUAAAUGUCAGUGGAGAGCAUAAGAGUGUCGACUCUGAAGGAGUAAAAUCUCUACACUGUGAACUCAUUCUUGCUCAGUCUGCAGAGAAUAAUGACACUGAGUGGCAGUGCAGUUUAAUCGGCUUGUCAUCUCUGGGCAUGAUAAUGGAUGAAGAAAUGCUGCUGUUACUGAGAGAACUUGAGCAAAAGGGAGUGGAGUUCACAGCUACGCUUCAGAGUCUGCAAGAAGAUGUUUCUGAAGUUGAAACACGAAUUGAUCAUUUUCUACAGUGGGUAACUAAUCCAGAGAUUACUGUGAAAGAAAAGUGGGAAAACAAGCUUACUGAAUUCAGAUAUAUCAUGGAGGAGAAGCUAAAUCUUUGCAUCUUAAUGCUGAACAACUUGAGAAACCAUAAAGAAUCCCUUGAUAAAGAGUUUGCCAAACUGAUAGACAUUUUGAAGAGAUUCAGGCUGGAAUAUUUUUAUUUCAGAAAAGACUUUCUUUCCAGGUGA